ACCAGGACCUCCACAGAUAAAAGAGGAACCAGGACCUCCACAGAUAAAAGAGGAACCAGAAGAUCCAGGGCUUCUUCAGUUUCCAGAGGACCAGGAGGAAUCAGGGCCUCCAGAGAUUGAGGAGCACCAGGAUCUGGGUUCCAGCCAGAUGGGGACGUGGCCUGUUGUGACAUUUGAAAGUGAAACCUUGAAGGUUCCUUCUGUUGAGGAGCAGAGUGACCUGAGUGACCCAGAAGAAGAACCAGACCCUGAGCAGCUCCUCUCCCAGGACUCUGAAGUCCACCGUGAGAACAACCUGAUUGACUUUCCAGUUUCAGAGAAGCAGGCUGGAUACGAGGAAAUGUGUGGUGAUCCUGUCCGUAAAAAAACAAAACUACGUCAGAAGGCAAGAACAGAACCCAGAAAGAAGAAAACUUGUGACACAUUUGUAAAAAGUUUCAGUCAACAGAGGAAUUUGUUUAGCCACAUGAGAAUUCACACAGGUCAGAAGCCGAGUUCUUGUGAAAAAUGUGGAAGAAGUUCCAGUCACCAGAGUUAUUUGUUUGCCCACAUGAGAAUUGACACAGGCAAGAAGCUGCAUUCUUGUGAAGAAUGUGGAAAAAGUUUCAAUAGACAGGGCAAUUUGUUGCGCCACAUGCGGAUUCACACAGGCGAGAAGCCGUAUUCUUGUGAAACAUGUGGAAAAAGCUUCAGUCAACAGAGUCAUUUGUCUGGCCACAUGAGAACUCACACAGGUGAGAAGCCGUAUUCUUGUGAAACAUGUGGAAAAAGUUUCAGUGAACAUUACAAUUUGUUGGUCCACUUGAGGAUUCACACAGGUGAGAAGCCGUAUUCUUGUGAAACAUGUGGGAAGAGUUUCACGAAUAAGAGUGCUUUGUUGCGCCACAUGAGGAUUCACACAGGCGAGAAGCCGUAUUCUUGUGAAACGUGGAAAAAGCUUCAGUAAACAGUCAUUUUUCUGGCCACAUGAGAACUCACACAGUUGAGAA
Salarias fasciatus (jewelled blenny) is the source of this 989-nucleotide messenger RNA. RefSeq names its product gastrula zinc finger protein XlCGF8.2DB-like. The coding region runs from base 149 to 946 and encodes 265 amino acids. Lineage: Eukaryota; Metazoa; Chordata; Actinopteri; Blenniiformes; Blenniidae. The transcript is spliced from 2 exons. The record is from RefSeq and is a predicted model, not a curated record. Gene Ontology annotation, biological process: regulation of transcription by RNA polymerase II. Gene Ontology annotation, molecular function: DNA-binding transcription factor activity, RNA polymerase II-specific; RNA polymerase II cis-regulatory region sequence-specific DNA binding.